Messenger RNA from Aspergillus wentii DTO 134E9, 1897 nucleotides. RefSeq names its product proteasome regulatory particle base subunit RPT3 (gene rpt3). Gene Ontology annotation, biological process: proteasome-mediated ubiquitin-dependent protein catabolic process. The transcript has 6 exons. The coding region runs from base 172 to 1650 and encodes 492 amino acids. The record is from RefSeq and is a predicted model, not a curated record. Gene Ontology annotation, molecular function: proteasome-activating activity; ATP binding; ATP hydrolysis activity. Gene Ontology annotation, cellular component: proteasome regulatory particle, base subcomplex. Lineage: Eukaryota; Fungi; Ascomycota; Eurotiomycetes; Eurotiales; Aspergillaceae.
CUUCGUCAUGCUGUGUAUCAACACCUUGGGAUUUUCCUAGACAAUAGAUAUCACAUUCAAUUGAAAUUAGGCUAUCUGAUUGUAAAUCCUAAGAAAAUUGAAUUGUCUUCCCAAAGUUCUGGGGAAGAUCAUGGAAGACUGCUUUUAUUGGGUUGAGCUCUGUAUCACGUGAUGUGCCUUGCCAGCUACGUGACCGUGCCCAUCAUCAAGCAAAAGCUCCCGACGGCUGUGAGUCCUUCUUACUACACACGACGCUUUGUUCUUCCAACCUGUUCUUCUCUCGUCAGAACUGCCACUGUCGCUGCAGUUUUUGAUACCGCGACAUUUUUUUAUCCGAUUUGUUUCUUACAGACUGAACCUUGCAUCAUGGGAGACGUCGCCGUGGAGAACCCGGCGAACAACGUCACGCCUCACACCAAGUCAAGUCCAUUGGACAGCAUCCCCAACAUAGACUCGCUCGAAGGCACAGGUACCGAUGGAGGCGACGAAUAUGCUACACUGAAGAGACUGCAGAGACAUCUUGAGUACAUUCAACUUCAAGAGGAAUACAUCAAGGAUGAGCAGAGGAGCUUGAAGAGGGAACUUGUCCGUGCACAGGAGGAGAUCAAACGGAUACAGAGUGUGCCCCUGGUGAUAGGACAGUUCAUGGAGGCUAUCGAUCAGAACACUGGUAUCGUGCAGUCUUCGACCGGUUCGAAUUAUGUCGUCCGUAUCCUGUCCACGCUCGACCGUGAAAAGCUCAAGCCGUCGUCUUCCGUUGCCCUCCACCGUCACUCUAACGCCCUUGUUGAUAUCCUUCCUCCCGAAGCUGAUUCCUCCAUUGCCAUGCUGGGCGAAAACGAGAAACCCGAUGUGUCGUAUGCCGACGUUGGUGGUCUUGACAUGCAGAAGCAGGAGAUCCGAGAGGCGGUUGAGCUGCCGUUGACACAUUUUGAUCUGUACAGACAAAUCGGUAUCGACCCCCCUCGUGGUGUCCUGCUCUACGGCCCCCCGGGAACCGGUAAGACCAUGUUGGUUAAGGCCGUGGCCAACAGCACAACCGCUAGCUUUAUCCGAGUCAACGGAUCAGAGUUCGUUCAGAAGUACCUGGGAGAAGGUCCUCGUAUGGUCCGAGAUGUUUUCAGAAUGGCCCGCGAGAACUCGCCCGCUAUCAUCUUCAUUGAUGAGAUUGAUGCCAUCGCCACAAAGCGUUUCGACGCCCAGACCGGUGCAGAUCGUGAAGUGCAGCGUAUCUUGCUGGAACUGCUCAACCAGAUGGAUGGUUUCGAGCAGACUAGCAACGUCAAGGUCAUCAUGGCCACCAACAGAGCCGACACUCUGGACCCAGCCUUGUUGCGUCCCGGUCGUCUCGACCGUAAGAUCGAGUUCCCAUCGCUCCGUGACCGACGAGAACGCCGACUCAUCUUCACUACGAUCGCAUCCAAGAUGUCGCUUUCUCCCGAGGUCGACCUGGACUCGCUGAUUGUGCGCAACGAGCCUUUGUCAGGUGCUAUUAUUGCCGCCAUCAUGCAGGAGGCUGGUCUGCGGGCCGUCCGCAAGAACCGGUACAAUAUCAUCCAAUCCGAUCUGGAGGAUGCUUACGCUGCCCAAGUAAAGGUGUUGAGCAAACUGCACAAGGCAGCCCUCUGUCUCGUCGUACUUAUCAACUGAUCCGCUUCCCGCGACGAUCCAGUCGACGGAGCCCAGUGACGCAGGAUUGCCCCCCGGUGAUUGGUUGAUUGGCCGGUCCGAGGAACCACAGUCGCUCCGCAACCAGUCACCCCAUCACGUAUCUCCCCCAGACCUCCUCUCUCCUCUCUCACCUCCUCCCAUCUCCCUCCUUCUACCUCCUUACCAUCUCUUUUGACCGUCUCUCUUGAACCCAUCAUCAUCAUCAUCAUCACUGUAAAGACACUCU